AUGCCCGCCACCGACGAUGUUGCUUAUGGAGUCUUGCUGUCCCCUUCCAAACGUCAUUCGAAAGGCGUCGAUGGUGUGGAGGAUGCGGUGACAAAUGAUGAUAAUGAUCAACCCAGACCUAUUACGACUACCCCGGCCCACAUUCCAUCAAUGAGCAGUAGUAGUAGUAGUGAUGAUGUUGACGACCACGAGGACGAUGGCAAGAGCAGUAGUUUGGAUUAUCAGCUAAAGAAAAAAGAGAAACGCAUUCAAUCUCUGGAACAACAAUGUGCCGAGAUGGAAUUGAAAUGCAAAGCCGUAAUUGAAAAUGCCAAGGACGAACAGCGUGAAAUGGAGUCGACCAUUCAUCUUUUGCAAACCAUGUUGGACGAUGCCACAAGAACAACAAAAGCUGAGAAGCCGGUUGUCGUCACUCCACAGAUAAAUGCAUCGACGAGUGGUGCUUCCUCGUCGUUCUCCCCCAACAUGGAGGCCUUGCUACGGAAAAACGACGACCUCAAGUUCAAGAUUCAGCAACUGAAGGAUGACAAGACCGAACUGAAUACCCGAUUGAAAAUUGCCACGGCCGACGCCCAGGAUGCCGAGAUGAAACUACAGAGGACUUUGGACGAACAGGACAAUGCCAUGGACGGCGUCGACCAGGAACGGAUAUGGAUGUCUACCCAAUUGUCCAAUUCCGAGCAACAAAUCCUCAAAUUGCAGAAUGAGAAUAUUUUCUUACUCAACCAAGUGCAAGAAGAAAAGGAUAAACGGGAACAAAUGAUGGUACGACACUUUGAGGAAAUCGAGCGAGUACGACGAGAGCAACUGCCAGCUGCUGCAGCAGCGAUGGAACAAGGAGGGAAACAACAACAAGAACAACAGCAACAGCAACAACAGCAACAGCAACAACAACAACAACAACAGCAACAGCAACAGCAACAGCAACAGCAACAGCAACAACAACAGCAACAACAACAACAACAACAACAAAAUCACGAUCGGAAACCAAAGCGAUCACUUUUUGGUCUCAGGAGUAAAGCCAAGAAAGCAGAAGCUGAGAGGAGUAAAGAACUUGCAUUUGGUACCGCCAAGGCCUACUUUGCGCACCAAAAACAGAAACAACAAGAGCAAGAGAACCUCAGCCAGUCCUUGAAACGCGAACCGUUAUCCUCCCCCUUAAAGCCAUCUACCACCACUAGUGCUGGAUCAUGCAAAAGCAGCAGCAAGGACCAAGCGGAAUUGCUGGCCAAGCACAUUCUGGAAAAACAGGAACCCAGGUUCUCCAGACCCACCAAAUCCUUAAAGGUACCGCUCACGCUGGUGGAUGAAAUCAAAUUGGAAACGGUACAGCAGGAACAGAAAAAGGCCUUGAACGGCAUUCUCAAGAGCAGCGGGGAAACUCAAUAA
Messenger RNA from Cylindrotheca closterium, 1389 nucleotides. NCBI's taxonomy places the organism in Eukaryota, Bacillariophyta, Bacillariophyceae, Bacillariales, Bacillariaceae. The record is from the annotation of a GenBank genome assembly.